Molecule: messenger RNA, 2068 nt
Organism: Solanum verrucosum
Lineage: Eukaryota; Viridiplantae; Streptophyta; Magnoliopsida; Solanales; Solanaceae
Product: E3 ubiquitin-protein ligase XBAT33
Exons: 10
Coding region: 141-1676 (511 amino acids)
Biological process (GO): protein targeting to chloroplast
Cellular component (GO): chloroplast outer membrane
Molecular function (GO): chloroplast targeting sequence receptor activity; protein binding
Source: RefSeq, a predicted model, not a curated record
UCCUUGUAAAAGACAUAUACUCUGUUUGAGUCAAAUUUGCUUCAUCAGAUACUGCCAUUUUUCUGCAAAUCUUGACUUGACAUGUAUAUAUAGUGAGAGAGACACAGCUUUGAUUUUUCUUUAGAGAGUAGUCAGAGAAAAUGGGUAAUUCUUUUGGGUGUUCGGCCUCCGGCGAACGGUUGGUAUCGGCGGCGAGAGACGGCGAUUAUGUAGAAGCUAAGAUGUUGCUUGAUUGCAAUCCAUGUCUUUCAAAGUACUCUACUUUUGGUGGACUUAAUUCCCCUCUUCAUUUUGCUGCCGCUAAGGGACACAACGAGAUUGUUGCAUUGUUGCUUGAGAAUGGUGCUGAUGUUAAUUCUAGAAACUACUGUGGUCAGACGGCACUGAUGCAGGCAUGUCGAUAUGGACAUUGGGAAGUUGUUCAAACCCUUCUUCUCUUUAGAUGCAAUGUUACCAGGGCAGAUUAUCUUAGUGGAAGAACAGCUCUCCAUUUUGCAGCAGUGAAUGGACAUGUUAGAUGCAUAAGACUAGUGGUGACUGAUUUCGUUCCUAGUGCCCCUUUUGAGUCUAUAAAUUCUCAAACAAAUGCUGACAGGGGUGACAGUUCAAAUUCAAAAAGCAAGCAUGAGCAAAGUGCACUGUCAAAAUUUGUAAAUAAAGCUGCUGAUGGUGGUAUUACUGCUCUUCAUAUGGCUGCAUUGAAUGGGUAUUUUGAUUGUGUCCAGCUCCUGCUUGAUCUCAAUGCAAAUGUAUCAGCUGUGACAUUUCACUAUGGGUCAUCGAUGGAUCUGAUAGGAGCUGGAAGCACUCCUUUGCACUAUGCUGCCUGUGGCGGAAAUCUGAAAUGCUGCCAGAUCCUUAUUGCAAGAGGUGCCAAUCGAUUGACAUUGAACUGCAAUGGGUGGGUUCCUCUCGAUGUUGCCAGGAUGUGGGGGCGUCAUUGGCUUGAACCAUUACUUGCACCAAAUUCUGAUUCGAUAAUUCCACCUUUUCCAUCUUCAAGUUAUUUAUCAUUGCCUCUCUUAAGUGUGCUUAACAUCGCAAGAGAGUGUGGGUUGCAGUCUUCAGGAACCUCUUCUGAUGAUUCUGAUACUUGUGCUGUUUGCCUGGAGAGGGCAUGUUCUGUGGCUGCCGAAGGUUGUGGGCAUCAAUUGUGUGUAAGAUGUGCACUCUAUCUUUGCUCGUCAAGCAACAUCCCAUCUGAAUUAUUGGGUCCGCCUGGAUCCAUUCCAUGUCCACUUUGCAGACAUGGCAUUGCUUCAUUUGUAAAACUCCCUGGAUCUCCUGCAAAGGAAAUUAAAUUACAUCUAUCCCUUAGCUUAUGCACACCAUGCAUGCUUCAUCCUCGUGACCAAGAACGAUCAACACCGCCUAGCGCACAUGAAAUUAGAAAGAAUCGUGUUGCUUCAGUGUCUUCAGAUCUUUUCUGUCCUGUGACUUGUAGUCCAUUUCCCUCUGUUGCAAUGCCUUUGUGUACCUGUGAUGAUGGACCUUCGCCAACCUUGGAAUCAAGAGAAAAUGAUACUCAAGAAGAAACUCCUAAUCAGUCACAGUCCACAUCAACGGAUCAUGACAAAAUGAAUGUGAGAUUGGAGAAAACUACCUGCUCGAACAUGUUUUGGGGCAGAAGAAGCUGCAGCAGGGAGCAUCAGUGUAAUGCUGAGAUUAAUGCUUAAUAAGCUUGCCUUGGUUCCCGAGUAGAAGAAAUUUUGAUCCAAGCAGAGUAGCAAUCUUUCUUGCAGCUUAUAUAAUGGAUCCAGCACUCCGGUAUCUUGAAUACCUACGUUGAUUAUUUGGACUCGGGGCUUGUAAAGAAUUCACUAGUAGGAAAUUGGAGUAUUGCAAUGGAGCAUCACUGGAGAGCUGUCUAAUCUUGAGAUUGUUGUUAGAUUAUUCUUCACUGUUGUAUGUAGUGCUGCUAUUACUAGUCUGGUUGAAGCAGAUAAAUUUUUAACCUGUUUGUUCCAGUACAACCCCAUCAAGUUACAAAAGAUAGUUUGAGUACUAGUGGGGUUUGUGAAGGUAAACCUUAGAUAUCUGUAAACUGACAAAGAUAAGAGUUGAAUAG